AUGGAAUGGGUCAGAGUAAUACGGGUGCCUCCACUUCCUGCUCUGUUCUCCAAGGCCGGUGGCAGUGCUGCUUAUGUAACUAGGGUUCGUCACGGGGUCACUGGUGUUUGUCUGGCCUCACGGAAGUGAAGCUGGCAGCCAAGACAAAGUGUUGGAACGUGUUUUCGACUACAAACGAGCUUAGUCCAGUGGCUUAGGUCUUAUUGUUUUUCUAUCUGAUUUAAUAGUUAGUUUGGCCGGGUUUCUGUCUGAACAUUUGUGAUGGAACUGUUUAUUUUUGUUAUGCUAGUUUAGCCGAUGUAAAAUGGCUAGCUAGUUAGCUGUGCGCGCUAGUAGCGUUCAAUCGGUGACGUGACCUGCUCUGAGACCUUGAAUUAGUUGUUUGUGGAGUGACUGAUAACAAUGCUUUGUGGGUGACAGUUGUAAGUGUGUUCAGAGGGUCCUUAGUUCGAGCUCAGGUUGAGUCAAGGAAGAGGGACGGAAGCAACACUGUUACACUAGGUCCCUGACCCUCACACAUUCAGUAUUUUGCAUUGUUAUAUCAAAGGUAAGGUGUUCUUCUGUGGAGGCUAAUGUGUCUGUUGUGUCCUAGUGUGGCUGUAUCCAGAUGGAGGCUUUUACGGUGGUUUUCUGUAGCACUUCACCUACACAACAAGCCCUAACUACAACUAAGCCUAGAAUCUUCCAUUCUGGAACAGUCAGAAUUAGAAAUGGGUGACAAUAUCACUACCCUCUGCUAUAGUUCCUGCUUGUGGGAUUUCUUCCUCCCAUGUUUAUAUUUUCCCUUCAGUCUCCUUGGAGACCGUUACCAUGGCGUGGCAGCGGAGCUGUCAAUCUUGGACCUAAUCAUAGGUGUCAGAGCACUUGCUACAUUACCUGCCCACCUGUCUCGAACCACAGCUUCCCACAUGUCUGUCUGAUACAGCUGGAGACAAUCCAAGCCAUCUAGGACUAAAUAAGCCAAUGCCAUUUCAUAUGUUCUGUGUGGUAUGUUUGGUUAAACAUCAGUUUAUGAAAGGUUUUACAUUAAAACAGUAGCCUAUCUCAUAUAUCAUGAGUAUCAUGCCAUUUGUUAGUUGUUACAGCGUAUUACUGCAAUAAUGGCUUGGCUAAAGCUACAUUGGUGUCCCUGCGAGACUCAAAUCCACCGGUUUAGCGGGAACGCUAAUCUAUUUUACCGAGCUCAGACUUCAGUGUGAGACUCUUUGACCAAGAGACAAAGUGGUGAGUUGUAACUACAGAGUGGAGAUGAUUGAGUGAAUGCGGCACUCCUUUCACUGUGAACACUGAGGUAAGAUUAGCUUCUGUAUGCCAGGGGAGGUGUGUACUGUAGUAAAGUAGCCUGAGGUAAAGCUUUUCACUGUAGCUCUGGUAAAAAAAAUGCGGCAGUACUGCCACCAGCUGGUGAUGGAGAAAAUAUUUAUAAACCAUAGACUAUGGUAUGAUGGGUAUCAUACAGUGCCUAGUGAAAGUCUACAUGCCCCUUGCACAGUCUUCACAUUUUGCUGCCUUAAAAUUACUUUAAAAAAUUGAUUACAAUUUUUUCCUAGCGAUAUACACAACCUACUCCACAUUUCCAAAGUGAAAGACAAAUGUAUAUACAUUUUUCCAAAUGAAUGCAAAAUAAAACAUGAAGAUGUCUUGAUUGUGUAUGUCUUCACACCCCAGAGUUAACACUUGGUGGAAGCAUCUUAUGCACCCAUUACAGCUGUGAAUCCUUUUGAAAAGAUUCUACCAACUUUUCACAACUCUUAGGGCAACAUAGAUUGUUUUUGUCAAAACAAGCAGAUUUAAGUCAGGACUGAGACCGGACCAUUUAGAAACACUGGAAAGCCGUCUUUGGCAUAAGAAAUUGUCUAAUUGUCUGGCUGAAAAAUAAAACUCUAUCCCAGGGUUAGUUAUUCAGACGACUGAGACAGGGUUUCCUCUUACUUUUUAUCUGGACUUUGCUCCUUUCAUAUUUAUUUCGAUCCUGACAAACUCCCCAGUCCCUGCCGGUGGCAAGCAUACCCAUAACAUGAUGCUGCCACCACAAUACAUGGAAAUAUAAAAGGAUCAAGAACACUGCAUUUACUCCACAUUACUGGCCUUUGUUAAAAAUAGAUCUACCUCAAAUCAUCCAUUCUGUUUGCAACAAGGCUGUUAAGUAAUACUGCAAGACAACACAGCAAAUAAAUUAACAUUUUGGCCUAAAUUAAAAACUACAGGCUUGGGUCAAAUCCAAAACAACACGGAAGUGAAACCCUCUGUAUUGUCAAGUAUUGUGGUGGCAGACUCGUGUUAUGGGUGUGAUUUUCACUGGAAGGGACUGGGGAGUUUGUCAGAAUCAAAAUAAGUAUGAAUGGAGAAAAGCCAAAGUAAAGAGUUAGAGGAAAACCUGCCUCAGUCUUAUGAAAAUCUAACCCUGGGAUAGUUUUAUUUUUCAGCCAGACAAUUACACAAUUUUUUAUGCCAAAGACACACCAGAACGGCUUUCCAAUAAGUGUUGUGUUCAUGAGUGGUCCAGUCACAGUCCUGACUUAAAUUUGCUUAAAUCAGAGAAAAGGUUUGAAUAUUGCUGUACAUCAAUGACUCCCAACCAAAUUUACAGAGCUUGAGCAAUUUUGACAAAAACAAUGGAUAAAUAUUGCCCUAACAGUUGUGCAAAGUUAGUAGAAUUUUAUUUAAAAUGAUUCAUAGCUGUAUUGGCUGUCAAAGGUGCUUCCACCAAGUAUUAACUCUGGGGUGUGAAGACAUAUUGGUCGUUCCAUGAAAAGGGUCCCUUUGAUAUUUUAAGUAGACAUUUUGCACAAAUAUUGCAUUUUAAAAGCCUGUUAUAUUAAAUGAAGUGCCCUUUUCAUAUAGACCACAUGGAAAAUUCAAUAAAUCAGAUUUUUUAUAUGAAUAAAGACUCACUAAAGUGCCAAAAUGUAAUUGACAAGUCACUUAACCCCAACAUUUCUCCAAGGUUUCACCAUCAUUGUAAAGCCCUAGUUAUGUUGUUGCUUUUACAAAGUCAUUUCUGAAGAUUAUUAUUUAUUUCAUGUGAUUUAGUGAUUCAUUUUAAGGGAAAAAAAACAACACCUAUAGUGAAACUAGUCCUUUAAAAAAAUUUUUUUUUCAAAACAAACAUUGAACAUCUAAUAGUCAAAUCAUAGUGUAAAAGCAGGUGAGCUGGUUCUACUCUUUUUGUGGUGGAAAACGGAGGUGGUUGAGCAUAACAUGUCAACCCUGGUACCCAUAGAUAGACAGGCUAGAAAUGUUGUAACAAUUUCAUUUUUUUGUGAAGCUUGCAUUCAAUUGCCCCUCCCUGUUGCACACAACAAGCUUCCAUUCCGUCUGUCACGAGGGGAUUUACGGCUGAUUUUAAGAUGAAGUCAUCAACCCUGUUACUGCCAACCCUGUUACUUUAUUUGGCUGUUAUUAAUGGGAACUUACUAUAGUAUUUUUAAUUGAACCUCUUGAGAUGGGGAAAAUUGUUUUUUAUUAAGUUGAGCAUGUGCUCUUUAUGACAGAAUGUAAAAAUUUGGUGACAUUUCUUAAUUUUUAUUUAUUUAGAAAAUGUAAAAUAAUUUGUCUUUCACUUUGAAAACGUGGAGUAGGUUGUGUAGAUCGGUAGGGGGGAAAAUUACAUUACAUUUUAAGGCAGCAAAAUGUAAAGACUGUGCAAGGGGUGUGUAGACUUUCACUAGCGACUGUAUAUGAUGGGUUGUGCAUUUGAUUAGUUGGUACAAAUGUGUUAAUGAAUAUGUUUCACAUGUUUUGUCAGUGUGUAGUGUCAUAACUUUGCUUACUGCCUCCUCCAUCCAUGGUUUAUUGACUUACUCUGUGUAGCCAAGCAUUCUCUGAUAAGUAGGACUCUUUGGCCUUUGGAACUGUAGUGUUUCACAAAAUGGCAACUAUUCAUACAGUACAGAGAGACACUAAUGGAUCGUGUGGAUGAAGACGAUUUAGGCUAUGUAUUUCACUUGAGAAAAUUACCUGAUGGCAUUUUACCAUGUCAAAAAUAUCUAUUACUUUCUUUUCGGCAAACAUAUGGGAGAUGGCAGCACACACAGGCCCCACAUCCCCAUGCAUAGGUAAUGAGAUAUUAUAUCUGUAUGUGGUGGGUGAUAUGCAGAGUGGCUUGUUGUGUAAACUAAAGCCUCAGCUGACUGCCUGAUUAUUUAUGUUCCUGUAGGAUUGACAUGCUCUUUACCUCAGCAGCCUCCGCUCCCCUUCACAUCACACCAGUUGUUCGCUCUCUCUCGUUCUCUUUGCGCUCUCUCUCGCUCUCUCUGCUCUCUCUGUUUCUCUGCUCUGCUCUGCUCUCUCUCUCUGCUCUUCUCUCUCUGCUCUGCUCUCUCUGCUCUGCUCUGUCUGGGCUCGGUCUUUCUCUGCUCUCUCUCUUGCUCUCUCUCUGUUUCUCUGCUCUGCUCUGCUCUCUCGCUCUCUCUCUUGCUCUCUCUCUCUGUUUCUCUGCUCUCUCUCUUGCUCUCUCUCUGUUUCUCUGCUCUGCUCUGCUCUCUUGCUCGCUCUCUCUGCUCUGCUCUCUCUGGGCUCUGUCUUUCUCUGCUCUCUCUCUUGCUCUCUAUCUCGGUCUCUCUUCUGUUUAUCUUGCAGACAUCUGUCUGUCCUAUAGGGCAGGUCAUAUGCAGGCCAUAGGAAUUACAGUAUCACAGUCUGUAAUAGUGACAAUUGCAAAUGUAUACUAUAUACUGUAUGUGGACACCCCUUCAAAUUAGUGGAUUCGGCUAUUUCAGCCACACCCAGUUGCUUACUGGUGUAUAAAACGGUUAGUCGGUAGCUUCAUGAAAUGGGUUUCCAUGAACGAGCAGCCGCACACAAGCCUAAAAUCCCCAUGCGCAAUGCCAGGCGUCGGCUGGAGUGGUAUAAAGCUCACCACCAUUGGACUCUGGAGCAGUGGAAACGCGUUCUCUGGAGUGAUGAAUCACGCUUCUCCAUCUGGCAGUCCGACGGACUAAUCUAGGUUUGGUGGAUGCCAGGAGAACGCUACCUGCCCCAAUGCAUAGUGCCAACUGUAAAGUUUGGUAGAGGAGGAAUAAUGGUCUGGGGCUGUUUUUCAUGGUUUGGGCUAGGUCCCUUAGUUCCAGUGAAGGGAAAUCUUAACGCUACAGCAUACAAUGACAUUCUAGAUGAUUCUGUGCUUCCAACUUUGUGGCAACAGUUUGGGGAAGGCCCUUUCCUGUUUCAGCAUGACAAUGCCCCCGUGCAUAAAGCGAGGUCCAUACAGAAAUGGUUUGUCGAGAUUGUUGUGGAAGAACUUGACUGGCCUGCACAGAGCCCUGACCUCAACCCCACUGAACAUCUUUGGGAUGAAUUGGUACGCUGACUGCGACCCAGGCCUAAUCACCCAACAUCAGUGCCCAACCUCACUAAUGCUCUUGUGGCUGAAUGGAUGCAAGUCCCUGCAGCAAUGUUCCAACAUCUAGUGGAAAGCCUUCCCAGAAGAAUGGAGUCUGUUAUAGCUGCAAAGGGGGGACCAACUCCAUAUUAAUACCCAUGAUUUUGGAAUGAGAUGUUCCACAAGCUGGUGCCCACAUACUUUUUGGUCAUGUAGUGCAUCUUCUAUUACCCUGUAGAUUUCAAAAUAGACACAUGGUGGCGCUCUAACCCAAUUAUUUGACACUAGCCCCUCUUAGCCCUUGAUGCAGUGCAAGACAAGAUGUUUUCUAAUGUGAGGAGUUACUGCAGUGUUUGUGAUCCCAGGUGGUAUCCCUAUGUUAGAGGAUAGGUAGCAGCAAGUAGCCCAGGCUGCAUGACAACAUUUAGAACACUGUCCUCUCCACGGCUUGGAGACCCAACUAGGUUGGUAGAGCAUGGAACUUGCAACGCCAGGCUUGUGGGUUCAAUUCCCUCUGGGGCCACCCAUAUAAAAAAUGUAUGCAUGCACUACUGUAAAUCACUUUGGAUAAAAGUGUCUGCUUAAUGGCAUAUUUUAUUAAACAAACAGGUUAUGCUAAUUAAUCCAAAGUGGUUUGAGUAAUAACUGACUCCACAUUAUACAUGUCAAUGCUAUGGUAAGAUUUGCACAUCAAUGUCAGGGUUGAUGCAUGUGCUAUUAUGAUUUUGGGAUGUUUUGAUUGGAGACAAACAUGUGGGAAAUAAAGACAGUUGUUAAAUAUCUCAAUCAAUGUCCUUCAUCUUAGUUUGCAGUGGUACCUGAAGGAUGUGUAGCUGAAGUUGGCAUGUGUAUCACUACCAGCAUGGUUCGGAGUUUGGGAGUGGUCGCUCUCCCUCCGCAACGUCUUCUAUGUUCUACUGUCCAUCACCUCCAGAGGGCGCUCAAUGCAUUCUGCAUAGAUACAGGCACGUCUGUACCAAGAACCAUCAUCUCCCCAAACCUCAGCAAGCUCCACUGUGCCCCACCCUUAAUCCUGUGAGGGUUCUUCUCAAAAUACCAACACACAUACUGAUCUGUGUUACUUAAAUGUGCAGAGUACUCUAUGUGCUUUUCAUCUAAAAUGUCAAACACUGUCUCUCAGAAAUGCUGAUAGGCCUACAUUCUGCCGCCUAUAGAGUGUGAUUUGAAGGAUGCUGUGUAGCGUCCAUGACUCCGACACAGUCAAAAGGUAAUUGAUGUGAUGAUGGUUUGGGGCUGUUUGCAGUGACUGGGGCUGGAGUUGGAGAGCUGCCUGGAGAGGAGGAGGUGUGACCUAUGACAUGCAGCCUGUGCCCCACUUCACCCCCACCCCUCACUAACUACCACCCCACAGGCAGGAGUUGGAGGAUUUGGGGCUGUGGGGAAGUGUUGCUCUCUGCCCCAUUACACCCCAUUUGUAGCUGUCUGCAUGGAGGUCACCAGGUCAGCCCUUAUCCACAGCACUGCAGUGAUCCAGAGGUUGCUUUGUCGACUUUUGAAUUAAUAGUAUAGCCAUUGCGUCUUGAAGAAUAGACCUAUAACUGUUUACCAAAAAAGUGCCGGGGUGACCUUUGUAGUUGUUUGAAUCCCAGAUUGCUCAUUUACAUGUUUAUUACAUAAACAUUUGAUAAUUAGGUAUAUUACAUGAUGUCAAGUGUAAAGUAGUCUACAGUUUUUAGAUAAUCCUUUGGGACAGUAGCCUAACACACACACACACACACACACAGUGUGUGCUUGAUGAGGAAAUAUGUAUUGAUGAAAAAGUGUUUGUUUCAAAAGCCCUGUGUAUGUAUGUGUGUGUGUGUGUGUGUGUAGCCUAGCCUACUGUAGUUGUUUCCAUGGUUUCUGGCUUUGAUCAGGUGCAGUUCAUAGAGGAGGGCUUAGCUGAAGCUCCUGGUUUCAUCUCCCUCUCUCUCUGUGAUUUCUGCUGCUUUGGUUUGCUCUUUGGAUUUCAAAGGUUUAUUUUUAUCUCAAAAUAUGCUGUUUUUUUUUGAUGAAUUGUAGUGCCUCAAUCUGUGUUGAAUUGUAAAAGUAGUAGGCUACUUUGUGAUGCAAAGCAGGAGAAAAACAUGACUGCAGUUAUCCUCCUCAAUCAGCAAGGUGCUAGAGAUGCAGUGGAAUUGUUAUGGUGAGAUGUAGCCUAAUAUUGCAUGAUGAUGAUGCUGACUGAGUGGCAUUAGCUGUCAGUCAUGAUAUCUACUGUGGUUGUUAUGGUUUGAUCUCUGUGUAUUUGACUUGUUUGAAGGUUUGUUUUUAUUUUGCCAGUUAAAUCUGGUUGGGGCACUUUUUAUGGUGUUUACUGCAAUAUAGCACACGGAGGGGUGUGGCUACGGGUGUAAUCAAGUUCAAACCAUAAACAAACAAACUGCAUGCCCCCUGCCCAGGGCCCCCCUCCCUCCCUCCCCUCACCUCACCAUGUGCCCCAGUAAGCUCCCAGAGUCAGCUGGGUGGGGUUGACUCCCUGGGGAGGGUAUGGGGGCUGGGGCAAUGCGUGCCAGCCCCAUUUGGGAAGUUCUUCCCCCUUUUCUGCCUGUCCGAUCGGGCUAGCGUCAGCGAGCUCCGGCGGGUCCGGGCCUGGCUGACUGGGCUAAUGCGAUGUGGCGUGUCACCCGGAGAAUCUAGGUCAAGUUUUAAGCUGCCUCUCUCUGCUCUGCUCCCACUACUGCAGCACUCUGACUGAUGCUCCGCCAUUCCUCCCGAAAAUACACACCCACACGCACAUAUUACACAUAUUAUAGACACAGUCCUACAUCCGUAUCUAAAUACACAUUCAAAUCAUUUCUAUCAAAUAUGUACGUAUACAUUUUUACACACGUACACAAACACACAACUCUCUCCCCAUCCCCCCUCGAAGCCCCAGGCGAGCGCUCAGCCUCUCCACGGCAUUGCCCACGUGAUGCGGCGGGCUGUCUGAGUCUGUGGCGGGAGGGGAUGGAAGAAGGGAGGGCGUUGUUUUUCCCGCUGGCUGGGCAUCACUGCCGUAGUAAGACUGGGUUGGCACGUGGACCCUCAUGCUGCUGCAGAGAGAGAGCAGCGUAGUAGUAGUGGAAUAUCAGCACUAUCCUCCAUUACCCUGCAGCCCUGAGCUGUUUUUAUAGGACGCCACUGCAGACCCGGAGCCUCCAGCCCAGGACUGUUUUGAUGGGUUUCCACGGAGGGGGUAUGGUGGUGUGUGUGUGUGUGUGACUCUGGGAGUGCCAUCCAGGGGUCACCACGUUCAAUGGGCGUGGCACUAAAUAUUGGGAUCUUCUUCAGUACUGAUGCUGCUGAGGUCUCAUCACUCAUGUUGGUUUUGUUAUUCCUCCACAAUGUCAUUAUCAUAGGCUGUGCCAGUCCACUCACAUUUUUACAUUUAAAUAAUCAAAACAAUUUAGAAUUGACAGCAAUUUGGAAAAAUACAAGUCGCAAUUUGUUUAGUGAAAUUGUGCAGUUAGUUCAGUGAGCGGGAUAGUGCUGGGUGCUGGAAAAAAAUUCCUUCACUGCUUGUUCACCAGAUCCCCUCGCUCCCCUCCUAAUCCUCUGUUUUUGGCGCAUUACCUCAUCUGUAUUAAUAUAUUCAUGUGCGUUCAGGUCUUACUACUGUACCGUCUCCUCUCCCGGAGCUCGUGUCUGAUUGGCUACCCACUUGUUUUCAAUGGUACCAGCUUUUUGGGAUUCCAUGGAUACAGCGCAUGGUUGGGCAAAGCGGCUCAGCCAAUGGGAGAGUGUCGUUGAGCUCGCGGUUGUGAAGCAGUGCCCCCUGGCCCUAGACGAACCCCCCUCCCCUUCCUCUCUGAGGGCACGCGAUCGCCCAGUGGGGGGGUCCAAAACAAAAACAACUCCAUCCUGUCCUCUGUCCACGGGGUCGGGGCUCCCACUAACAUAGCAGAACCUCCAAUACCAAGGGAGGGGCUCAAAACCACUCCACUCCUGUCUCUUAUCUUGCAUUCCUCUACUCUAAACACUUCCAAUGCUCUAAUCCACUUCACACACCCAUUAUUUAAAGCAAUUGAUCAUUACCACCAACCAUUUACCAUAACCAUUUACCAUUUAUCACUGGAACAUACACUUAUAAUUUCUAAUGGACCAGUAGAUGUAUGAUAUAUAUAUAUAUAGGCUUUUUGGUUACCAUUAAUAGGUUUAGCUUUUCAUUUGGUUUCAAUGUGAACCUGGGGUCUGUAAUUCAACGUUCACCAAAAUAAAUUCUGCUGGCGCGGGAAAAAAACUGGAAAACUGUCCUCAUUUCAACUCUCAUUAGGUUUUACGUAAGCUGGAGGAUCCUCUCUUGGACUUUGAAAUGCGAAGCCGAAGCCACCGCAAAUCCCCAGUCCUUAAAAUGACCUCAUUGCAGACUGAGGGAUGGCGCUGUGGGCCUUUGGUGCUGGCAGCGUUGGCAGUGCCCGUGUUUUGCUCUCUGAGCCUGAUGGUGGCACCACGACCACGCCUCCUACUGCUCAGCUCAGUCACUCUGCCUCUCUGAAAGGGGGCAGUAGAGAACUAGGGGAAAUGCAUAGGUAGCCAGGGCUCACUCACACUGUGCAUGUAGGCUAGUAGGCCUAUUCAUUCAACAGCAGGGUGAGGUGACUGCACCCCUCCCCCUCAAUCUGAGGAAAACCAGCGGGGUGAUUCCUCCCUUCUCUUCCUCUCAUCGCUCUGUUCGCUAUGUGGCUACCACAGGUAUCAGCUAGUAGGAAGACAGCCAGUGAGUUUCCAAUGAGGUGCCAGGGUGUAGCGCCACCAUUCAGGUCUCGUUAGUGGAGAGUGUUAGGACGGGGCCGGGCAUGGCAGGAGGCAGGUGGGCAGUGGGUCACAUGGAAACAGGGUAAGUGUGCAGGGAGAGGGAGAGAUUACUAGUGUAGACACAGGUAGAGGCAAUGUGUCCUGGAUGCCACCUUCAAAUGAUUAAACCAACAUUUGCAGAAAAUGGCUUUAAAAGGAUAAUUGUAUUUAUUCAUCAUUACUAAUUCAACCACAAGAAGGGAACAUUUGUUGGUUGUUACUAGCCUAUAGCUUUAUCUUGUCUCUAGACAUCACUUUGUCACUUACCUUGCUUUCUGCACUCACUCAUUCACAAUCCCUUGUUGGCAAAGACUUUCGACUUGCCACUGAGUCCCACUCGGUCACCGAGUUCGUUUUAACCUGCCACCAGUAAUCAGACUAUUCACCCUGUCACCAAGGUUAAGUGUCUCAGCCAUCUUCAGCCUGUCACAAAGGUGUCACCUGGCUGGCACCGGUCUACAUCACUCUGUCACUGUCACUACUAGCCAGCAGCAGCACUUGAAUGUCCAAGACAAAUUAACCUUCCCUCUACCCCUGAUCCAAUGCCAUUUCCUAGGAGUCUUGACCUUUGUCUCUCAGCACAGUACAAACCGACCAGGUCUCUGUGCACUCCAGCAAGGUGUUGUCACUCCUGAUUACAUAACACACAGCUCCAGACGGCGAGACAUUAUGACCUACAUCCCGCUGGCUGCCUGGCGUUUGGCUGUCUGUCUCAGCCUACGGCGGAAGAGGAGGUACAGGUGUAAAACUGCCUGUAGCAUAGCCAAGUCAUAUAGACUAUAGGAGCAUUAUUGUACAGUAUUAUGACUCUAGUCUGACCACUCAUAGGCCCGUAUUCACAAAGCUUCUCAGAGUAAGAGUGCUGAUCUAGGAUCAGUUUUGCCUUUUGAAUAAUAUAGUGAAUAAGCUACUACUUAGCUACCAACCUGAUCCCAGAUCAGCACUCCUACUCUAAGAAGCUUUGUGAAUACGGGCAACAGACUACAGUCAUAGUAGGAGCACUCAUAGACUACAGUCAAAAUACUGUAGCAGCAAUCAGACUUCUACAGCCCCUGAGACUGGGCAGUGUGAAUGCUCCAGUUUGUCUGAUUCUCCAGAACUGUACAUGUUUGUGUGCUCCUUAUUUUCCCUAUUUAAUCUAUUUCCUCAACAUGGCUUUUUAUGGAAUGACUCAGUGCUGUGACAGACAGUCUAAAUUGUACCUCAGGACUGGAAAGUGUUGUUGUACAGUAGCGCAUACAGAAUGUGUAGUCCUGUACCAUACUCCUACUCACUGUCCUCAAUAUGAGUAAUUGGCUAGGAAUGAACUUUGACGACAUGCUUUGGAAUAAGCUCUAACUAAUGUGUUCAGCCCUGUCAGUAUUAAGAACAUCCAUAGGGAUGUGUCUCUGUCUGUGUGCACACAACACGGGAGACUCUUACCCAACAGUGCCGACAGCAGGGGUUCCUUCUCCCACUGUUCCAACUAGAUAAGAACUGUACAGCAGUGGUUUACCUCGGCUCGGUUUGGGGUUGGUUUUACUGUGUUUUCCAGGUACUGGGUGAAUCUGUGGCCUUCAUAUUGACAGCAGAGAGCGAGAGAGAGAGGCUGGGGAAGGAUAGGGGGCUUAGUUCUCACACUACUCCAUCUGAGGUGAGAUUAUCUCCCCUCCCCACACGCCCCUCUGCCCUCCUUUUCCAGGAAUCGACUGCCUCGCUUCUGGGAAAUCUGACUGGUUGCAAACAACUAGAGAUUACAAUUCAGUGUUUUUGAAGCAAUGUUUUUUUGUUGUUGAGUGAUUGGAAUAUGUUCGCGUGAGUGCCUGUCUGUUUCCGUUUUCUUGCCAACCCUGUGUGGAAUUGUUAUACCAAAUUGCCAUGUUUUUGGCAUGACAAUGGGAACAUGGAGCUGGCAAGAGAGCAGAAACAGACUGGCACUCAGGCUAGGAAAAUGUACACCAUGGGGGUUCAUGUGAGAUUCACAAACAGUGCAAAGUCCUAAAUGUCUCACUUUUGUACUGGGAAUCAGAUCAUGGUAAGACAUCAUGGUCAUUUCCUAUUGUAGAGACAGUCGUUGGUCGGGAUUUAAACUCUGAACCCUGUUAGGUUCACAUCUGAAUUUAUCCAUGUGCAUGUACAGUGUGUGUGGCCCUCUCUCCCUAAGGAACAUAGAAGCUAAUUUAACAGACAAGUUUGCAUAUAACGGCUGUUAGCAAUCGCUAGAUGUAAAUGCUUAUCAGGAGGGAAUUGAGAAAAGCGGAGAAGUCACACUCGGUUGGACUUCUUCUCCGAGGCAGAGUGAUUCCCCUGUAUCGGAUACUAUUUUAGGAGGGGGGUGGGCUUUUUGGGGACAUCUGGUGGGCCAGGGCUCGGCACAGGAAAACCACACAGGGUCUCAGAGGGCCCAUCUGGAGGGUCUGGGCUACAGGGUUCGGGGCACUGGAGCACAGAGGAGGAACAUGAAGGGCACCAGGGUUGUGUGCCCCCUCAAUACCACAAGACUUAGCUACCAACACAAUGAAGUUGAAUCUUAUUGUUGUGUUUUCUCUAUUUGUCUCCGUAGGCAUCGUAACAUGGGGAACCUGCUAAAAGUUCUGACUUGCACAGAUCUGGAACAAGAGCCAAAUUUUUUCCUCGAUUUUGAAAGUGAGUUUCAUUACCAUCUCGCUCUUCACACUUGAGCUUCCAAUCUUACCUAUUUUAGCUGUGGCUCUUCUUACCUCUCCUCACCUCCUCGUCUGUCUCUGUUCUGCCCAGAGGCUACAGAACCUAAUCUAUUUCCCAUUUGCAUCAUCAGCUCUUCUGUUAGCUAUGCUGUUGCCAUUGGGGGUGUCUGGAUUGGAAAAACAAUCAGAAUGGAGAUGUAGGCCUGCAGACUAGAGCCUCUUCACCUCUAUUUGUAGACUCCCUCCCAGACAUAGAAAAACCCACUUGACUGUCUUCCUGUGUCCACUAGAUGCCCAGCCCACGGACGCAGAACGAGAGGUGUGGGAGCAGGUGGACCUGGUGCUGAAGGACGCACGGGGAAUCCUGGACGAACUGCAAGCAUACAAGGGAGCUGGUCAGGAGAUUAGAGAGGUACAGGAUUUUGGGAGAAGGGCCCGUUUUCUCAAAGUAUCUCAGAUUAGCAGAGUGCUGAUCUAGGAUCAGGUCCCCCCUGUCCAAGUAAUCUUAUUCAUUAUGUUCUAAAACAGAACCUAGAUGAGCCCUCCUACUCUUUAUGAAUACGGGCCCACGUCAGGAGAUCAGAGAUACAAGACCCAAAAGGACUCUUAAACAUUCAUUAGAAACUGGGUGGUUCGAGCCCUGAAUGCUGAUUGGCUGAAAGCCCUGGUAUAUCAUAUACCACGGGUAUGACAAAAAAAAUGUUUAUACAACUAAUUACGUUGGUAGCCAGUUUAUAAUAGCAAUAAGGCACCUCGGGGGUUUGUGGUAUAUGGCCAAUAUACCAUGGCUAAGGGCUGUUUCCAGGUAAGAACAGCCCUUAGCCAUGGUAUAUUGGCCAUAUACCACAACACCUAGGGCCUUAUUGCUUAAUUAUAGACCAGUGGCUUGAUCAGGCUCCAGAAGUUGAUUAAACUACUCUAUCUUCAGACUUGAUAAAACAUCUCGUUUUUCCUGUCUGCCAGGCGAUCCAGAACCCCAGCGACGAGGCGUUACAGGAAGCAGCAUGGGAAGCCGUGGUCCACCUGGUGGGGAAACUCAAGAAGUUCUACCAGUUCUCCCAGAGAUUAGGUAUGUGCCUGGGGCCUAAUUUUAGGAUCAGUUUAACCUUUUUAUGGUCCCAAUUAAUAAAGAUGACAUUGACCGGCGAGACCUGAUCCUAGACCAGCACUCCUACUCUGAGACGAGUGAUACGGCCCCUGUCCCGUGCUUCAGGUUAAAUAUGUAGCCCUACAAUACAACACCCACACCUGACUGAGACUAGUGAUGUGCGUCCUUCAGAGCUUUGGUACACAAUGUCCUAAUGCAAAAGGUUAGAUACACGCCUGUACCAGAGGUUGACUAGCUCCAGCUCCUCUAGAGGUUAUAUGUAAGAGACACACACCUCUCAUGACCUUAGCCGUCUGCAUGCUCGAUCACAUCGGCGAUAUCGACUGCUGAGCUGCAGGAAAUUAACACGCAUGCCCACGCACACACUCCUAGCCCACACAAACAAACAUGCAGGGCAAACCCCCAUAGCCUUGCAUUCAUUAACAUGAUGCUUGCUUGCGUUGCACUCUGACUAGACCUGAUACUCCCCUCCUCCCAGAGCUGAGGACUCCUCAUUAUCAUGGAGAGAGAGAGGAGAGAGGGGGAUGCUAGCCUAGUGCUGCCGUGCCUGUGACCCCCAGGGAGAGAGGAGCAGCCCGCCCCCUCCUUUGCCGACCUUAACCCCUUAAUCUAGUAGUGGCAGGCUGAGACUGCAGUCUCUGGGGGGGCGUCAUGGUGCUGGUUGGAGGAGGUGUGUGUGUGGGUCACGUUAGCUUUCAAAGUCUGCAUUAUCAAAACGCAGACCCUCCAAAAAUACUGCGUUAAUAGAUUUCACCUGCAUUCUAAUUAAACUAACAGACAUUACAUACAUGGCUCCACUCAGUGUUCUAGAAUGCAGGAAAAUAUGGGUCAGUUCAAGAGGGUGCUAUCUAAAAACAACAGUUUUCUUUACCCUAUGUCAUUAUAAUCAAAUACAAUAAUCAUUCAUCUGAAUGAUAUUAUAGUCUUAAUAUGCUUGUACUCGACAGUGUUGAUGAAAUACGAACGCUAUACUGUAGGUGCAUUGGAAAAAUGACACGCAUAAUUAAUUAUGAAUACGAUUUAUUUGAUUUAGUUAUUUUAUGUUCUCCAUUGUAACCACAAUGUAACAAAUAAUCUAACUGGUUCGAACUUUAGCAAACAAACUAGUGUGAAAUUGGCCACGUAAACAUUCUCUACAUAGAAUGUGAGCACUUAGCCUAUCUUACCACCUCAUCUCCCUCUGUUGCUCUCUAUGGUAAAAAUGGUGCGUGCCCUAGAAAAGUGUAAAAUUUCGGGAUACCGGUGCCCCCAUUUGAAAUUGUCAUUAGUUUCUCUAGGUGAUCACUGCCUAUGCGGGAGUGUUUCUUGGUCAGAAUUCCAUUUGAGAGCUGAGCGUGCGCUGGGAACACAUCGGCAAAUCUUGAAUGAGAGUUCCCGCCACACACACCCUCCCUGCAGGCAGGCAGAGAGAGAGAGAGUGUGGUUUGGAGGAUGGAUGAGACGUUUUGGAGAAUUGCAGCGAGUCUAUUUAAAUAUAACAAGUUGGAACUUGAAAUUGAAUGUAAUGGUGAAAUAUACCUGCAUUUUCAGAAUGCAAUACUUUUUUCCUGUGUGAAAAACGCUGAAUUCUGGUGUGUGUGUGUGUGUGUGUUAUGUAAUGAAGUAGGUCAUCUCCCCGCCCCACGGGUCCGUCCACUCCACUGCUCUGACUCUGGGGGCCACCUUCGCCUUAGCUGCCUCAUGCGAGACGCUCUCCUCCUCCCCCUCCAGACAUGAUAGUGCUUCGAUUCAGAUACUAGGCCUAAAAGCAGCCCCAUCUCAACUUCUGUUUUGACUGGGGGGGAUAAAAUAGUGCAUCACUAAGGCCAUUUUAAAUCAGCCCCCUUCUCCUCGCUGCUGCAGCAGCAGCAAUACGCUGGCCCAAGCAGAUGGCGGUCAUCACAAAAUAGCCAACGUGCUCAAUUUACUGGACUGCUCUGACUGCACUGCCAGCUCGCAUUCCGCCUCUGAAAAACCUCCCUCUGCGGAUCUCUGUCUCUAUCUUAAGUGAGCAUCAUGGCCAAAGGUCUCCAUUUGUUUUUGUCUGGGUUAUGGCGGUGUGCGUAUCUGUAUAUGUACUGAAAGUGGUAAGAUAAGAGUUAAGAGUUCAUGCUCAGAGUAUUGAUUAUGUGCGUCCAUGCGGAAGUUGGCGUUAUUGUGCAACCAGAUUAGUGUGUAUGGUUUUGUUUGGUUCUUUAGGGUUAUGUCAUUAUUGUAAAUCUAGUCGUCUUAGUGAGUCUAGACUGAGUCCUUCAGUCUCCGACUGCAACCUCAUUUUCCCUCAUGGAUGAUUUUGUCAUUGUUUAUUUAUGGUGAGCAUCUUAGUGCUUCCGUUGGCUAUCUUGAGACAUGGAAAUGCAGGAAAAUCAUUUGUUUAUCGAUUGCAUUAUCUCACUCACUGCCUUUACAGAAAGGCAAUGUUGGGAAAUGCACAGUUUGCCUGGAUACUAGUGGAGAAUUUUUGGGGAGUGAUGUAUAUAUCAAAUACAAUUGUAUUUGUCACAUGCUUCCUAAACCACAGGUGUAGCUCAACAGUGAAAUGCUUAGUUACGGGCCCUUCCCAACAAUACAGAGAGAAAGAAAAUAGAGAAAUAAUAGAAAAGUAAUAAUAGAUACACAAUGAGUAACGAUACCUUGGCUAUAUACAUGGGCUACCAGUACCUAGUCGAUGUGCAGGGGUACGAGGUAAUUGAGGUAGAUAUGUACAUAUAAUUAGGAAUAAAGUGACUAGGCAACAGGAUGAAUAAUAAACAGUAGCAGCAGCGUAUGUGAUGAGUCAAAAAGGUUAGUGCCAACAGGGUCAACGCAGAUAGUCAAUGCAGCUUGUUUUAUUAUACAGCUUGUAUGUUACUACAGAACUGCGUGGUUUACCCCAAUAAAGCCAUGUGAAGUCUUUGUAUUUACCUACUGUCCAAACAAUGGCGGUAAGCCUGGAUGAAUGGAGCACCCCCCUCCUCUCUCGUUACAAUGAGAUAAUUAGGCUCAUGUUUCAUCUCUAUCGGAUUAAGAGAUCUUCCCAUCCCCCACCCCUAGAGACAGCUCUUCCCUAGACCCCUCUCCCCUCCCUCUCCCCACAUUGGCAUAGGGCCCUGGGCAGCGGGCACAAUCACCGCUCAAUCGCAUGUCCCUGUUUUUACCCAUCAGGGUAAUUGUAUUUGGCACACAUUUGAUAUCAUAAUGUACAUGCCGAUUGUUUUGUUUAUUAGGCAGAUAUUGAACUUCUUAUUCAACCCACAAUUGUACGUUUUCUAGUUGGCAUACAUUGGAUAUCAUGAUGUUCUUCAUAAUUAUUACGUUUAUUAGGCAGAUAUUUAAACUAAUCAUACACGACACACAACUGUCUCUAACUCUCCUCGUCUGUGCCCUACAGAGGCGGCACUGCACAGCCUGCUGGGAGCCCUGACCAGUGAGACGUACGACGACCCCACUCAGCACCUGGAGCGUGAGCAGGCGCUGGCCAAGCAGUUCGCCGAGAUCCUGCACUUCACACUGCGCUUCGACGAGCUCAAAGUACGUCCCAUUACAUCCCUGGCCUCCAUUUACUCAAUUUAGCCCAGAGUCCCCAGCAUUUAGCCCAGAGUCCCCGGCAUUUAGCCCAGAGUCCCCGGCAUUUAGCCCAGAGUCCCCGGCAUUUAGCCCAGAGUCCCCGGCAUUUAGCCCAGAGUCCCCGGCAUUUAGCCCAGAGUCCCCGGCAUUUAGCCCAGAGUCCCCGGCAUUUAGCCCAGAGUCCCCAGCAUUUAGCCCAGAGUCCCCAGCAUUUUCAUUUCAUUCAUCUCUUGUUGUUGGCCUAAGCUAAAGCUGUAGUUGGCCUAAGCUAAAGCUGCAGUUGGCCUAAGCUAAAGCUGUAGUUGGCCUAAGCUAAAGCUGUAGUUGGCCUAAGCUAAAGCUGCAGUUGGCCUAAGCUAAAGCUGCAGUUGGCCUAAGCUAAAGCUGUAGUUGGCCUAAACUAAAGCUGCAGUUGGCCUAAGCUAAAGCUGUAGUUGGCCUAAACUAAAGCUGCAGUUGGCCUAAGCUAAAGCUGUAGUUGGCCUAAACUAAAGCUGCAGUUGGCCUAAGCUAUAGCUGUUGUUGGCUGUACAUGGUUCACCUAUUCCUUUUGAUAACAAGCUAGCUAGUGCCGUCAUUAGCAUAACGAGGUGUUAAUACCCUGUUCAUUAGGUUUUUGUGCUGUACAUGAUUAAGCCUCAGCCACUGAACAUAUAAGUAUUUAAUUGAUACGUUAGGAUCGUUUCCUGGGAGUGCUGUAAUACUAUAGUCUUCUACACUGCUGGAAUGAAUGAAUGAAUGAACAAUGAGGUUGUGAAUAGGGAUGACUAAUAGGAUAGUGUAGUAAGCUGGUGCUCUUUGUCUGCAUCCCAAAUGGCGCCCUAUGUAGUGCACUACUUUUGACUAAGGUCCAUAGGGCUCUGGUUAAAAGUAGUGCACUACUGUAUGUAGGGAAUAGGGUUCCAUUUGGGAAGCACCCCUUAGUUGGGCGCACGUCUUCAACACAUAGAAACAUGGUUUAUAGUUGAUCACAGGGAAGAAACCCACAGAUUGAUUGUUUGGCUCAGUCGCAGACAAUACAACAAUACAAUACAACUCACAAGGCCUCGUUAGGCCCCCUGUUUCCACACACACUGCUCCUCAAACCAGCACCCUGACACCCCCAGGCACUCCGCCGCGACGCCCCCCUGCCCAGCUUCCCCAUACCCUGCAUGGGCUCUAAAAGCAUGAAGGUAGGGGGGUGCAAGGUGGCAUGCCAGGCACCAUUCAUCAAUCUUUCACUCCCCGUACCCCGACCACAGGCAUUGACCUAGUUAGAACACUCACCCACCCACCCGCCUGCCUAUUUUUUUAAAGCCACUCACUGGUGAAAUGGGGCUGUCUGGCCCUGGCACUAGCCACUAGCACUGACCGUCUAGCUGUAGCUAAGUGGACACAGACUGGGUACCAGUCCAUUAUGGUGGAAUUACCCUGCUGCUCAUGCCGGCCAGGCGUUAAGAUACUAAGGGGCUAAUAAUGUGCUGCAAGGGGUAAUUAGGGAGGCGUCUUUCUGCGUUGGAGGAGCAGGAGGUUGAUGUGCCGGAUGGGGUCCACUGAUUGACCAGUGGCUUAUUGAAGGUCAGCUCUGCUCAAGGCAAGGUCUAAUGAUCCUCUUUGCAGAAGGAAGGCAGCAGGGCAGAAGGCUGCAAACCUUCUGGCUUGAGGGCCACAUCAGGAUUUCGAAAUUCAACGGAGGGAUGAACAGAUUUUUUGGGGACCAAUUUGUUUGUCAAAAUCAAUUUGCGGGCCAGAAAAAGGGCAGUUAUUUGAAAAUAUAUAGGUCCAGUAUUUCAACAUACUUUACUUUCUCAAAUAGAAAAUUUAAUCAACUCCGAUCAAGUUUUAUUUGUCAUGCUUCGUAACCAACAGGUGUAAAAUAACAGUGAAAUGCUUACUUACGGGUCCUUUUCCAGCAAUGCCGUUAAAGAUAAAGAUGACAAAUAAAAUAGAAAUAGUGACACGAGGAAUAAAUACACAGUGAAUAACAGUAAAGAGCAAUAAGAACAUGGCCAUAUACUCUAUCUAGUUGUAUCUAUACUCUAUCUAGUUGUAUCUAUACUCUAUCUAGUUGUAUCUAUACUCUAUCUAGUUGUAUCUAUACUCUAUCUAGUUUUAGACAUUGAAGAGUGGGAUGGAGUGUUUAACUCAUAAUAAUAACACCCCCACCCCCCCACCCAUUUGUAUUUUAUUUGUAAAUGUUUUUUUACUCAAACCACCCACGGGCCGAAUUGAAUGGGCUCGCGGGUCAGAUCUUGGCCGUAGUUUGCCAACCCCUGCUCUAACCUGUACGGUCUGUAUACAGUGUAUAAUGAGAGCGUCUCCAGCCUCUCGUCUUCAGUGUUGUUGAUGCUUCUGUCACGAUGCCAAACACACUGGGCCACUGCCCACUGCUAAAGGGAGCUAACAAGGACUUCAUUCAUUGACAAGUGAAAAUAAAUGCAUCCUAGUUUAAAGGACUAGUGUGGAAAUAUCCAGCGGUAUGAAAUCCGCUUCAGUAAAUAAAUGGAAGAUUUAAUCCUAUCAAUGUCCUUUUCAUUCCAUCUCCUCCCCCAGCUAUGUAUCUGCCUCGUUUGCUAAAACAUCCUGUCAUGACGAUGGUGCAUUUGAUCCAGAGAGCUGAAUGUCUGCUGCCGCAGGCCGUGUGUUCUACCUUCACACACACACACACACACACACACACACACACACACACACACACACGCCCUGUUUGUAAUGUUCACGUUAAUCCUUGUGUUGCAGAUGACUAACCCUGCCAUCCAGAAUGACUUCAGCUAUUACAGGAGAACUUUGAGCCGCAUGCGGAUCAACAAUACACCGGUGAGCUGACCUCUAUAAUCUAAGGGGCUGAUGGUCUCCAGUUUGGUGCCUACACCACAGGCCCUCUGGGAUACGCUGGUGUUAAAGGAAACCCCCCAGACAGACCCUGUGCCCCAGUCCUCCAUUAACAUUACAGGCUAUAUAGGGGCAUUAAGGGCUAUAUGAGAACUACUUCAUCAUUAGAUCUCGCACUUAGUUGAUCAUCAAUACAUUUAAAGGCAGUACAAGUUCAAUGUGUUAUCUUUAACCCCCCCCCCAGUAAUUUUAUGGGGAAAAUGAAGUGUAUUGGUGCACCUCAGGGCUCAGUAUUAUGUUUCCUGAUAUUUAAAUCUAUUUGGAAUGCAGUAUUAUUCAGAUGAGAAUAUUCUUGCGAUAGCAUGACAGGCGUCCAAAGGACAAUUCAGACUCCUUUCUCCACACAGCCAUGCUUCAAAGAGACAGACGGUAUACCUUUUUUUAAUGGCACCAAUGACAUCAGAGAAAGGUCUGAAUUUUUCAAUAGCUCUUUAGUAUAUAAAAUGAACAGAAUUCACCCUUGUUCUUGAGACACACGUCUGUGUCUGGCCUGCAGCAGCUUUAUUCCCUGUACAACAUAUGCCAUUACGCAAAUGGCCCCAGACGGUCCCGACUGUUAAGACCUGUCACUGCUAGAGCCCGUCUCCAUGUCUCAAAUGGCACCAUAUUCCCUUUAUGUGCCCAUAGGGCUCUGAUCAAAAGUAGUGCACUAUGUAGGGAAUAGGAUGCUGUUUGGGACGCAGCCUAUCUCUACCUAGCCACUGAAAAUUCCCUCCAGCUCAGCAGUACAGAGGAGCAUUACUUUGCACUCAGCAUUCAGGCACUGACUACUGGAAUCACUGAGACAUUUUAUACAAAGACACGAGACGUAUCUGUUCCGGCAGAAAAUAUUUCUUCUUUGAUACUUUUUUUUAUGUGACAUGUCUUGACGUUCUGGGGGAUUAUUCAUUCCUCAUUAGAGAAUAAAGGCAGUCUUUAAGGCAGGAAAAGCAUCUCCUUGCCGUUACUGAACAUUUUUCUCUACCAGCAACUACUGGCUCAAUAAUAUCCACGGUGAACGGUGUCUUUUUUUUUUUUAGGCAGAGGGGGAGAAUGAAGUCAACAAUGAGAUGGCCAACCGGAUAUCUCUCUUCUACGCCGACGCCACGCCCAUGUUGAAGACAUUAAGCGACAGCACGACAAAGUUUGUCUCUGAGGUGAGAGGGUUCACAGCUUCCUUACCUGGCAACCUUGAUAUUUGACACUUUUCUCAUUAGUAAUCGAAGUGACCAAUACAACAAUGCUGUUUACAGAAUAAAAAAACAUCCCCUCUCUCUUUCUGUUUGCUCAGAAUAAGAACCUGCCCAUCGAGAACACGACAGACUGCCUAAGCACAAUGGCGAGCGUGUGCAAAGUCAUGUUGGAAACGCCGUAAGUGAUCCCAUCCUCACUAAAUCAAGAUCAUGUCAAUGUCAUGAAAACUACCGAUCUGGGAUCAGUUUUGCCUUUUCGAUCAUAAGGAAUAUAGUUAUAUGGACAGGGCGGACCUGAUCUAGAUCAGCAAUCUGUGUCUGUGUUUCCAGGGAGUACCGAAGCCGCUUCACCAGUGAGGAGACAGUCUCAUUCUGCCUGCGCGUCAUGGUGGGCGUCAUCAUCCUGUACGACUACGUACAUCCUGUCGGAGCCUUCUCCAAGUCCUCCAAAAUCGAUGUGAGUACAGGGAGGAGCUAUGUCCUCCAUGCUACCAGUCCCAGAGGAUUGGACACGCAUGCGCACACACACACAACACUGAUUAAUCUUACAUGCCGUUUUCUGCUUCCCAGAUGAAAGGGUGCAUCAAGGUCCUCCGAGAUCAACCGCCCAACAGCGUAGAAGGCCUUUUAAACGCUCUCAGGUAAGGCCCAGCAUUUCUGUAGCAUGAACAACGAUUUUCUUUAACAGAGAAGAUGUUUGAGUGAAUAUCGUUGUAACCUUUUUCCUCUCACACUUUAACAUACAGUAGCAUAUACUUACUGUGAAAUAAAAUAUUUGGCCACUUUUCCUUCAUUAUUAUUUAGUAGGGAUUAGAAUCGAUAUGUGUUUAGUGUUUCAGUUAAAUGUCAAAUCCCACAGUUUUAGAUUUAUAGAAGAUCAGAGCGGAUUACAUUUCUUUGAGCCCUGGCCCCCUGCUCUUUUCUCAAAUCUAAGUGGCUGAUGCUCGCAUCUGUUCGCAGCUGACAUGGCCAUUUCCGUGGCAACCGCGCUCACAUCUGCAUAUCACACCACCAGGGCCUUCGGGCAUGCUCAGUCGCUCUCCUCCAGUCGCGUGAGGUCACUCCAAGGCCUCCCGCCUCCAGUCCUCUUUUCUCUCUCUGUCUCUCUGUCUGGGAUUUCACAUCUGUCUAUGAGGGGAGAACGCCAGACUAGGAAAUCAAAUAUCAGAGCUAAUAACUGCCGACAAGGCUUUCUCACACUCUUGACACCCUUUCCGGUAGAGCAGUCGUGUUACUUUCACAGAUCCUGGAACUGAUCCCUCUGUUUCUGUCUGUCUGUUCAUCUGUCUUGUCUGGUCUGUCGGUUCAUCUGUCCCUCGCAGGUACACAACCAAGCAUUUGAAUGACGAAUCGACCAACAAAACCAUCAAGAGCAUGCUGCAGCAGCAGUAGGACUGAAACUCUGGAACAACCACUCGCCUCACACCCGGUUCAGGAGACAUCGACUCUCUCUCUCCCCAACGACGUCGGUGCACAGAAUGUUUUUUUUUUCUUGUUGUGUUUUCUUUUAAAUGGAGUAAGAGCUGCAGCUCCACCCCUUUUUAUAACGCAAAAUGCUACUGCCAUUAUGUACGUCUUUUCUGUGCCAAAAAUAUGUUGCUGAGAUUUAAAUGUUUUCCAUAAAGGCCAUACAACAAGAUGAAGGCUAUGGAAGCAUUGUGGGUUCUCUUUUUUUUUAUUUUAUAUAUAUAUA
Molecule: messenger RNA, 23113 nt
Organism: Coregonus sp. 'balchen'
Lineage: Eukaryota; Metazoa; Chordata; Actinopteri; Salmoniformes; Salmonidae
Source: the annotation of a GenBank genome assembly